Molecule: messenger RNA, 2840 nt
Organism: Lycium ferocissimum
Lineage: Eukaryota; Viridiplantae; Streptophyta; Magnoliopsida; Solanales; Solanaceae
Product: ubiquitin carboxyl-terminal hydrolase 5
Exons: 11
Coding region: 121-2481 (786 amino acids)
Biological process (GO): protein deubiquitination
Molecular function (GO): cysteine-type deubiquitinase activity
Source: RefSeq, a predicted model, not a curated record
ACCAUUUCUUGGUUUAGGUACAGAGGAGGUCCUAUAUUGCCACGGAAGGUGAUCAACUCUGGUCUCUCUCAGACUGAGUUGGCUGUAGAAGUUUAUCCUCUGCGCCUUCAGUUACAUCUGAUGCCAAAAGAUGAACGUUCUACCAUAAGAAUAAGUAAAAAGGAAACAAUUAGACAACUUCAUAAGAAAGCUUGUGAGAUUUUCUCUCUCAAUCCAGAACUAGUAUGCAUUUGGGAUUACUUUAGCCAUCAAAAGCAUGCUUUGAUGAAUGAUAUGGAAAAGACGCUCGAUGAUGCAAAUAUACAAAUGGAUCAGGAUAUUUUGGUUGAGGUUGCUAAUGGUAACUCAACUGGUGGUGUGAAUUCUUGUCACGAUAAUGGAACGAUGGAUAAUGGAACUGUGGCUCUAGUGAAACCAUCUCAUUCAAACUUCUCAAACGCCGAAGGGUUGUCUCUGAGCAAGGCUUCAACUAGAAAUGGCACUUCAGAGUUGUCGCAGUCGCAACAACUUGCGUCUUCAGGAACAGACAAGACCUACGGGAGCAGUGGUGUUAGUACGAGGGGAUCUGCUUGUGGUCUUACAGGGUUGUUGAACCUUGGGAAUACUUGCUUCAUGAAUAGUGCCAUACAAUGUCUUGUUCAUACUCCAGAAUUUGCUCGGUACUUUCGAGAAGAUUACUAUCAGGAGAUAAACCGGCAGAACCCUCUGGGGAUGGUUGGUGAGCUGGCUUUAGCAUUUGGUGAUUUACUCCGAAAACUGUGGGCACCAGGGAGAACUCCAGUUGCCCCUCGUCCUUUUAAGGCAAAGCUUGCUCGCUUUGCCCCGCAAUUUAGUGGAUACAACCAGCAUGACUCUCAGGAACUCCUUGCAUUUUUGUUGGAUGGACUUCAUGAAGACUUAAAUCGUGUUAAACACAAGCCUUACAUAAAAUCGAAAGAUGCAGAUGGCCGACCUGACGAAGAAGUUGCUGACGAGUAUUGGGCAAAUCACAUUGCCCGAAAUGAUUCCAUAAUUGUGGAUGUAUGCCAAGGCCAAUACAAGUCAACUCUAGUGUGUCCUGUGUGUAAUAAAGUCUCUGUAACAUUUGAUCCAUUCAUGUAUCUUUCCUUGCCGCUUCAAUCUGCCACAACCCGUAGUAUGACGGUAACAAUUUUCACUUGUGAUGGAAGUGCACUGCCAGCUGCUUGCGCCGUUACAGUACCGAAGCAGGGACGUUGCAGGGACUUGAUUCAGGCACUUGGUAAUUCUUGUUCCUUGAAGCACAAUGAGAAACUUUUGCUUGCUGAGAUACGCGGCCACUUGAUUCAUCGUUUUCUGGAAGAUCCUCUAAUAUCUCUGUCUUCUAUAAAAGAUGAUGAUCACCUUGCUGCCUACAAGAUUCCCAAAGUAACAAAGAACUCGAAAUUUCUUCAAUUGAUCCACCGUCGGGAAGAACGGGAAAUUGGUAUCUCUCAAAGUAAUGUUGGGUGGAAGCCUUAUGGAACACCUCUUGUUUCACCAAUCUCUUGUGAUGAUGUCAUCACCAGGGGUGAUAUACAGUUAAUAGUCCACAGAAUGCUCUCGCCUAUGCUAAGAACAGGAAAUCCAGGAUUUUACUGUGUUUCUCGCUCUAAGACAUCAGCAGCAGCAGCAAACGCAUCACGUCUUGCCGCUUCUAGUGAAGCCUGUAUAGACUCUAGUCUAGCAAAUGAUGAUCCGAGACAGAAGGAUGUGUCUAGCUCAAAAUUGGUGAACUUGGAGAAACUACCUCUGCAGUUGGUUGAUGAGAAUAAUGCAUGCAUUGACCUAACUGUAGGGGAAGAUAAAUCUGUCAAAUUGUCCUCAUCGUCAAUGUCAAUACUUGUAUUUGCUGAUUGGUCUCAGAAGCUUUUGGAAAAUUAUGAUACUCGUUACAUAGAGAAUUUGCCGGAAGUCACAAAGUAUGGGCCGGCUACAAAGAAAGCCCGUACUGAACCUCUUUCAUUGUACAGUUGCUUGGAAGCUUUUUUACGUGAAGAGCCAUUGGUCCCUGAAGAUAUGUGGUAUUGUCCUACAUGCAAAGAGCGAAGACAAGCAAGUAAGAAGUUGGAUCUUUGGAGGCUUCCUGAAGUGCUUGUUAUCCACCUCAAGAGGUUUUCCUACAGCCGGUCCAUGAAGCAUAAGCUGGAAACUUUUGUGAAUUUUCCUAUUCAUGAUUUUGACUUGACAAAAUAUGUGGCCAACAAGAACAACUCCCGACGUCAGCUCUAUGAAUUAUAUGCACUGACAAAUCACUAUGGUGGGAUGGGAAGUGGGCACUACACAGCACAUAUCAAGCUUCUUGAUGAAAAUAGAUGGUACAACUUUGAUGAUAGCCACAUAUCACCGAUUAAUGAAGAAGAUGUGAAGUCUGCUGCUGCUUAUGUGCUUUUCUAUCGGAGGGUAAAAACAGAUCAUCAUCAUUCUGUAAGUAAUGGAACACUGUCUUCAGCAGGUCAACACAGCAUUUCCUCGCGGAAGUAGCCUCUUCACCAAUGUAAUCAGCUCUCUUGUACAUGAAAUCAAUGUAUUAAUUUAGUGAAAUACUAGGAAGGAAUAUAGGCAGUUUAGGUUCUCUGGUUUCCUAAUGGCUUCACAAAGUAAAUUAUGGGUGCAAGUGAUGAUCAGCCAAGAAUACCCUUUUACCAACCCUAAGAGGGGAGGAAGAAAAAAUAUUAAAGAAACAAUGUGAGCAGAGAAAUGAAGGGAGAGCUGAAACCAGUUCUACAAAUGGCUCUUCCCUACCCUUUUCCCCUCUUUCCUUUUGAUUAGUUCUGGGUUAUUCUCAAGGAUGGUCUAUUCAACUUUCACUUUUAUUGCGAUAGUCACUCAACUUUACCUGA